GAAGAAUAAACCUCGUCUCCACCACAAUCUAGUGGCCUGGAAAGACAACAUGGUGAGACAAGGCAAGUCUCUGUUUGAAAGAUUCGAGAGCAACACAUUCGAUCCCUGAUAAUCCAUGUCCUCUCGGGUUUGGUUUGGUUUGGUUUAGUGAUAAAAGAUAAAACAAGGUUUAAGGUUAUCGUUUUUUGAAAAUAUAAUAGAAAUUAUAGUUUAUAGAUUUUUUUUUAAAAUAUUUAUUUUAUUUUUUAAAAAAUUAUUUUUAACAUUACCGUAAUUAAAACAAUUUAAAAACAUAAAAAAAUUAUUCCUUUCCUUUCCUGCACGACGAGGUGUCUACUUUAAAAGAGAGGCUGAAGUGUCACAGGGAGGUUUCGGAGAAGCUAUAGCUCUACAAGCAUCUUUCAUGCAGUACAAAGGGAAGAUGGGAUUGCUCCUUGGACUCCUCGUGAUCACCGGCUUAUGCCUGUCUGCAUCUUCAACACCACUCGACGACAAGCCCUUCCUUCCAGAUCCUUUGCAGGAGAAUGAUCUAGGAGCUGCAGGCACACAUGAACAUUGCAUCGGUAGCACUGACGAUGAUUCUAAUGAAAGAAGUGGCAUAGUACACAGCAGCAAAUUUGCACAUGGCGGCUCAGCUCAUGGAGGUGCACGUGGUGGUGGAGCAACUGGGGCAGCUGACAAUGCACACGGUGGUGGCGAAGCACAAGGAGGUGGAGCAGUCGUCCCGGUAAUCAUAGCAGGUGCUGCAGCUAAUCACCGACCAAACAACCACCACAAUGCUGGCAGCCGCCAAGUGAACUGCAUAGUGCCUCCAUUGAUUACAACCACCUUUGUUGCUCUCAUUGUACAUUAAGCUAAGUGUAGAUCGAUCCAUUAAGCAAAAAUAAUGGUAUUUGUCACUCAGUUUUGGGUUGUGUUUGUAUACAAGUCUGUUCUGUGCA
Molecule: messenger RNA, 941 nt
Organism: Populus trichocarpa (black cottonwood)
Lineage: Eukaryota; Viridiplantae; Streptophyta; Magnoliopsida; Malpighiales; Salicaceae
Exons: 2
Coding region: 404-853 (149 amino acids)
Source: RefSeq, a predicted model, not a curated record